This is a messenger RNA of Entelurus aequoreus (snake pipefish), 4431 nucleotides long. RefSeq names its product suppressor of cytokine signaling 1-like. Gene Ontology annotation, biological process: phosphatidylinositol phosphate biosynthetic process. Gene Ontology annotation, cellular component: phosphatidylinositol 3-kinase complex. NCBI's taxonomy places the organism in Eukaryota, Metazoa, Chordata, Actinopteri, Syngnathiformes, Syngnathidae. The transcript has 4 exons. Gene Ontology annotation, molecular function: 1-phosphatidylinositol-3-kinase regulator activity. The coding region runs from base 2132 to 2821 and encodes 229 amino acids. The record is from RefSeq and is a predicted model, not a curated record.
GGAAUUUUCUCUCCAUUAACAAUUCGCAUCAUACAAUUGACUGCAUAUCCCACAUUUCUCACUCCACUCACCCUGGACAUUCACGCCAGCAUGUUCCCCGGUUUCAGAAAACUCCUUGAUUACCGGGAAUUUCCAGGAAUUUACCUCCAUUGAAAAUAAAUGGGCACUAUACAAACAUCUUCAUAUUCCACAUUUCUCACCCGAUUCAAACUAUUCCGCCAUCCACACACUCCACUCACUUUGGACAAUCAAACUACCACUUUUACAAGUUCCCACUCAAAAAAUUCCAGGAAUUCCCAAAACUCUUGGUUUUCCAAAGCCGUUAUUUUCACCUCUUCCUGGAAAGUUUUCACACUCCACAUUUUUUAAGCGUUAUCGUCCAUUCCACCUUCAGAACAUUCCUCUUAGUUGGGACAACAAAUGUUCCUGUUUUUUUUUUUUUUUUGUUUCGUUCAAAUUUCCGGUUUUCAUGAAAUUCCAGGAAUUCCAAAAUACCAAUUAAAUUCCAAAAUUAUAACGCCAACCCAUUCAUAUCUUCUAGAACAAUUGUGCUAGUAUCAAUAUUUUCCAAAAUUCCAGCGUUUCCCAAAAUUCCCGAAUUUCCAGGAAAUUCCCAUUCAAAUGAAUGGACGUAUUCAUCGUUCUACUAUGCCCUAAAUUCUCCAAAUUUUGCGCCAUUUUUAAACUCGAUUCCGACCUUUCAACCAUCCACACACACUACUCUUCACAUAUAUCCAAUGCAAAACAUGAUUUCCCUGUCCCAAAACUCCCUGUUUUCCUGGAAUUUUCUCUCCAUUAACAAUUAGCAUUAUACAAUUGACUGCAUAUCCCACAUUUCUCACUCCACUCACCCUGGACAUUCACGCCAGCAUGUUCCCCGGUUUCAGAAAACUCCUUGAUUACCGGGAAUUUCCAGGAAUUUACCUCCAUUGAAAAUAAAUGGGCACUAUGGAAACAUCUUUGAAUUCCACAUUUCUCACCCGAUUCAAACUAUUCCGCCAUCCACACACUCCACUCACUUUGGACAAUCAAACUACCACUUUUACAAGUUCCCCCCCAAAAAUUCCAGGAAUUCCCAAAAUUCUUGGUUUUCCAAAGCCGUUAUUUUCACCUCUUCCUGGAAAGUUUUCACACUCCACAUUUUUUAAGCGUUACCGUCCAUUCCACCUUCAGAACAUUCCUCUUAGUUGGGACAACAAAUGUUCCUGUUUUUGUUUUUUUUGUUUCGUUCAAAUUUCCGGUUUUCAUGAAAUUCCAGGAAUUCCAAAAUACCAAUUCAAUUCCAAAAUUAUAACGCCAACCCAUUCAUAUCUUCUAGAACAAUUGUGCUAGUAUCAAUAUUUUCCAAAAUUCCAGCGUUUCCCAAAAUUCCCGAAUUUCCAGGAAAUUCCCAUUCAAAUGAAUGGACGUAUUCAUCGUUCUACUAUGCCCUAAAUUCUCUAAAUUUUGCGCCAUUUUUAAACUUGAUUCUGACCUUUCAACCAUCCACACACACUACUCUUCACAUAUUAAGAAUGCAAAACAUGAUUUCCCUUUCCCAAAAAUUCCCUGUUUUCCCGGAAUUUUCUCUCCAUUAACAAUUAGCAUUAUACAAUCGACUGCAUAUCCCACAUUUCUUAUCCCACAGCAUGUUUCCCGGUUCCAGAAAAUUCCCUGUGUACCUGGAAUUACCAGGAAAUGUUCCCCAUUGAAAAGGAAUGGACAAUAUACAAACCUCUCCAUCUCCCACAUUUCUCAACCGAUUGGAAGCGUUCCAACGUCCGCACACUCCACUCACCUUGGACAUUCCACUCACGCAUAUCGGCGGCUAGCACACGUAGGGCAUUCACACGGGAAUUGCAGAUUGUAGUCAUUGCGUGUCCUUGAAAAUGACAAUUGUGAAGUUGCAGCAUCAAAUCACAGCUCUGCAGUUCCAGGAACUUCCUGUAAAGAUAUUUCAGGCUGCUCCGCCCGCACUUCCCUCAAGUAGAGGCGAUCCCAUCUGAGAACCGUCAGUGGCGGCUCUGGACCAGCAGCGGCAUGGCCUGGGCCUGGCCAAGUGGACCGGGGGCCUGAUGGUCUGUGCCUGCGGUGAACAGGAGAGGGAAGAGUACAACAUGUGGCGGUCCACAGGAGGGUUGUCUUUUCUAGGAUGGUUGGAGAUCACCUUGGUAAAGCCGUAGCACAGAAUGAAAAGCACAGCCAUGCUCCUGAUGAGCCUGCAAGAACUCCUCAAGUCCACGGUCCAGAGAGCCAGGAGCAACAGAACCAGGACGAGGGCACACCCGAUGGGCUCCAGUGGAGCAGGCGCUCGUGGGAGGAACUUGAAGCCGGGUGUCAGGCGGAGACUGGAGUGAACGCCGCCAUCUUGCCCUCUCAUCUGCAACCUUUCCACAGCCAGGAAGAGUACAGGCUGGUGAAGCAGACUCACCUGCAGCUGCUGCACAGUUCUUACUACUGGGGACCCUUGCCCAUGGCGGAGGCACACAAGACUUUGGCCCAUUUGUCACCAGGAACCUUCCUUAUCAGAGACAGCGGGCAGCCGGACGUCUUCUUCACGCUGAGCUACCAGAGCGCCGAGGGCCCAGUGAGCGUCCGUGUGAUGCUGGACAAGCUGCUCUUCUCUCUCUACGGAUGCCAAAGGACUUUCCCCUCGCUCUUCGCCCUGCUGGCGUAUUACAGCAAGUUGACCCGCCCACACCGCAGGCAGCGGCCUGAGCUCCUCAAGCAGGUGUGCAGGCGGGCGCUGGUGCGAGCGUAUGGUGCAGACAACCUGAGGACCUUGCCCGGACUCAGCAUGGAGGUGAAAGACUACGUCCUGGACUAUCCUCAUGCUAUAUAAUAAACACGGAUUGAGUCUUCUAAAUCCCCAAUUUUUUAUUAUUUUUUUUUUAUUUCAUUUUUUUGUUUUCCUGAAUGUAUUUAUUUUUUUAUUAUUAAAUUAGAUUAUAUUUUUACCCUAGGCAUUUAUGGGUUUGUUUUUUUUUUAAAUGUUUUUUUUUUUUUUUUCCCAAUUCUUAGGCAUUUUGUGUUGAAUAUUUGCACUCUCCGUUUACUUGUUUUUAAAGUGCUUACAAUCGCCACAAGAGGGCAGAAUAACAUUAAUAAUAUUGGUCGCAUGAUAGGACGGCGGCGUUGUGCGCGUGCGUGUGCCAAAAAUUACCAAUGAUGGUACUUUCUCUUGUGACUUUUUUUUAAUUAUCAUCACACUCAUCAGAAACAUUCAAUUUUAUUUGAAAUAAAUAUAAUUUAAAUGGAAAUUGUACAAAAAAAAUGUAUUGUUAAUGUAUUUUAUUUUGGUAAACAGGAUGUACCCACCGGAUGUUUCCGGGUGUGUCCCACUUCUCGAUGACCGAACACGCUGGUGUUAACUUUGCUGCAGUACGGUAAUACAUGUUUACUAAUAAUUGAUGACCACAGUACAGUUACUCUAGUCAUUUUUGUCAAAUAAAAAAAAAAGUUAAUAUAUGGGUUGAACCAAAGAUGUCCGCCACCGUCAUCAAUGAUCCUUUUUCACCGAGGAAAAACAGGAUUUAAAAAAUUUUUUUUUACCCAUUAGGUCUCCGUUAAAAAAACAUGUAUUGUUAGGCUAGUAUUUAAUCCAAUUAGAAAAUAAAGUCUGAUUAAUCGUUUAAUGUGUGUAACUAACAGCAAUUUAUCAAAUUCAGACCGCGUGGAGUGGCCGGAACUUUAAAUACGCGGACAUAGUUUCCGACGGAGCGUAAUGAAAGCGAUGGUCUCUGGUUGUUGUCAUCUUCUGAGGGUUGAUUCCCUUUUUUUAAUGAACGCACAUGUUAAAAGUGCCAAAUUCUGGAUUAUUUAAACAAUUUAUAAUUUAUACUUUCUUUUUACUGUAAAAUCUACUGUGCUUUAGUGGACAGUUUGAUGGAUAACUUCAUAAAUCAAGCAGAUAUUUCCUAAAAUAAUGUUUGGAAUAUAUGAAAAUAUAAUAUUUGUUGCAUAUUGGAUGACAUUAAGAAGUGCAAUUGUCAAAAUUAACAACAUAUAAACUUGCUAAGAAAGAUUAAUUAUUUUUAUGUCUACAUUAUAUUUCCAGGCUUUUGCAGGCCAAAUAAAAUGACGUGGCUGGCCAGAAUAUUUUAUUUUUUUAUUAAAAAUAUUUUUUUUUACUCUAUAGAUCUGGCCAGCUGAAAUGGGAAUUAUUCGAUAGAAAACUCGAUCACAAAAAAAAGCCUUAAUUGCUUGCAUUCUGCCAAAAAUGACCUUUAAAUGACAAUUUAAUCUGGGUUGAAAUGAGAUGAAUUCCAUUAAGUCAUUAAGUUACCAACAAGAUGAACUCAGCUGACGUGGCACAUGUGCUCGUUAAAGUACAUUACUUACUGUGUGAGCACUUUUCUAAUGUUUUUUUUUGUUUUUUGGUCCAACUAAGCUGGGACUGAAAGAUGUGUUACCUUGCAAAUGAGCUUCCACUGUUAAACAUGCACACAUACU